AUGGAGACGAGGGACGCGCUCUCGCAGCGGAGACUUCACCCGGAGAGGGAGACGAUGACGACGUCCGCAGGGGUGACGGAGCCCAGGGUCCCCCCGGCAGCCCCCGGGCGUGGAGCGAACCCCGCCGCGUCCCACCCCCGCGCCACGCGCCGCAUCGUGGCCGAGGACCCCGAGUGGAACCUGGCUACGGUGCCGCGACUCGCCCACCUCAGCCUCGACGCCAUCGUCAGCAACUUCGAGCACCACCCGGUGCUGGAUGCGCUGCUGCCCAAGCAUCGUACCGCUGUGCUGGCGCGGAUCUCCACGCAGCUGCCCCUCACCCUCGCGGCCGCCCUCGUCGGCGACGAGGGCUACUGGCGCCGCCGCUGCCAGGCCAACAGGGUCGUGGGCGACGUCCUGAGCCACGGUAACAGCUGGAAGCGCAUGUUCCUGGAGCGGCACCUGCAGGCCCUCAUCGAGCUCUACGUCCCGGACACGACAGAUCCCAGCGUCGUGCGGGAGGCCGCGGCGGCCUGCGGCCCCUUCGUGCGCUGCCUCGACGUGGGACAGCUCCUCCCACCCAUCAGGGAAGCGGCGCCGGCAGCCGACGACUCGUCCGACGCGGGCAGCGACGACGGUGCCGAGGGCCCCAGCGUCGACCACUUCGACUUCGGCUCCAUCGCGGGGCAGCUGCCGCACCUCGAGGAGCUGCACGUCGCCUACGGCGUGAGGAGCUGCGGCAUGAACUUCGAGUGGAGCCUGUUCGAGUUCACGGGGCGCGACUGCGAGUCGCUGGCGCGCGCCGUCAAGAGCUGCCGCACGCUGCGGGUGCUGAGGCUGCACCGCAGCCGCGUGGGCGACGAGGCGGUGCGCGCGCUCGUGCGGCAGCUGCUCGACCACCCCUCGCUGCUGGUGCUCGACCUGUCGCACAACCUCGUCGGGGACCGCGGCGCCAGGGCGCUGGGCAAGCUGCUCAACCGCAGCCGGCUGACGGCGCUCAACCUGUGCGACAACAGGGUCGGCGGGCACGGUGGGCAGGCGCUGGCGCAUGCCAUUUCCCGGAACGCGACGCUGCGAGUGCUCAACCUCCGCCUCAACCGCCUCGGGGACGAGGCUGGGCAGGCGUUGGGCCGUGCGCUACAGUGCAAUUCCUCGGUCGUGGAGCUGUACCUGGGGGGAAAUGAGAUGUCGGAGCCCACGGCAACGGCGCUCGCUCACGCCGUAGCGCUAAACACGAGCCUGCACACCAUCGACCUCUCCUGCAAUCGCUUGGGGAACGACGGAGGAAAGCAGCUGCAGGAGGGGAUGAGCCACAACCGCACGCUGACAGAGCUCGACCUGCGGCUGGCGGAAGCCGGGCAUGACAGCGAGUACCACAUCAGCAAGAUCCUCAAGCAGAACCGAGAGCACGCGCACCGCCACGGCACGACGGAGCGCGCUGGCGCCUAAGCACGCGAGCUGGCCUCAGGCACCAGCACCACCGCUGGCACCCACCGCCUCAAGGGCACUCCGAUAGUAAGACGUCUUCGUCGCGCUAAUUGCUCUGCCAGAUUUUCGUAGGGUGCAUUUUCGUUUCAUGUCGUUUCGAAUUUCCAUAAUAAAUUACACCUGCUUCUCAAUUAAUUGCUGGAUGAUGGCCACCCCAAGCUGUGUCUGUCAUCAAGGUUGUUUGACCAUACUUCCUCAUAGUAGUGAGUGCGGGUAGGUGAGGGGAACCAGAAAAGGUGAGCUCGCCUCUGAUGUGAUCCGUGGCUGGGAAUGGAAUUGAUUCCCCAGGCUUGUAGCGCCCAAGUGAGCGAACCACGUGUAAAUUUCCACAACGACGCUGUGAUAUAUACGAUACAUUUAUUCAUAAAUACUGGAUCAGAGUAAACAAAACCCCAUUCUGCAUUUAUCACUUAUAUCUACGUCGCCUACACAUUUUACGACCACUCGCAUUCCGCCCGAAUAUGUGCAACCAGUACACAAUCAUGCCUUGCGUGGAGAAGUCCAGGUUUCACCAUCGUACAUCCAGCCGUGCCAAUUUACCACCAACAAGUUUGCUGCCAUUCACUUACAAAUGCUAGAUGCGGUGCCAUCGUGGGCAAACCGAGUGGCGCGUAGCCAUAUCGCGGGCCUUCCUAUAGCGAUCCACCACCUGCAUUGCUGAAUAAAUGUAUGCCUAGCUGUUUACGGAGCAGUAAAGUACAGGCCUCCAACGCCUCACCAGAAAGACGCACAUGCAGACAUUAAUUACCACGCACCAACUCAGAUAAUCACCUCGAGAAUAAAAGAUUAACUACGGCAAGUAACGAUUCACCUUCUCACUCGCCGCAGUUAAGAGCAAUUGGCAAGAUUUGGCGGUCAUAAUUUGAUUAAAGAAUUUAGAAUGUUUUUGUCCUGUUUGUACUCUUAUUUUACUCUCUCGUUUGUUCAGUCUCAUUUGUGCCAACCAAUUAUGCAAUAAAACAUUGCUUCAUAUUGUGUCUAAAUGCAACCACACCUUACGACGCCCAUACAGUGACAGUGGGCCUAUUGCGGAGAGAGAAAUAUGCGGUCAGUUACAGGCAGAGUAAAAAAGUAAGUUCUUGAGUGGACCUGAGUAGGGAGUCCAAAGGUAACAUUUACAUAUUAUUUAGUCGUCUUGUGACCAUUGGGAUCAGUUUUAAUCAACAUUGGUGAAUCGUUACAUGUCUAAUAAACACUGUGCAACAGAUUGGAUGUGUAAAAAAAAAAGGCAAUUUAAAGAAAGCUAUUCAACGUGAGGCGGCCCCACUAUUCGUAA
Molecule: messenger RNA, 2743 nt
Organism: Lethenteron reissneri (Far Eastern brook lamprey)
Lineage: Eukaryota; Metazoa; Chordata; Hyperoartia; Petromyzontiformes; Petromyzontidae
Product: dynein regulatory complex subunit 5-like
Molecular function (GO): protein binding
Source: RefSeq, a predicted model, not a curated record